Ylistrum balloti is the source of this 3649-nucleotide messenger RNA. Its product is annotated as tyrosine--tRNA ligase, cytoplasmic-like. The transcript has 12 exons. Bases 126 to 1721 code for a protein of 531 amino acids. Gene Ontology annotation, molecular function: ATP binding; tRNA binding; tyrosine-tRNA ligase activity. NCBI's taxonomy places the organism in Eukaryota, Metazoa, Mollusca, Bivalvia, Pectinida, Pectinidae. The record is from RefSeq and is a predicted model, not a curated record. Gene Ontology annotation, biological process: tyrosyl-tRNA aminoacylation.
AGUUGUAAAACGUCCAUCUGCUGAGUACAUGAACGUUGCUGUCAAAUCUGGUUAGUUGGCACUUCCUGAUUCAAGCUUAGUGGAUAAACAGUACUUAAAAGAUCCAUAGUGGUUGAGAAUCAAGAAUGGCAGGAAGUGGGACAGGUCUCUCUCCCGAGGAGAAAUUUUCGUUGAUUACUCGAAACUUACAGGAGACGAUAGGUGAAGAGAAGCUGAAAGCAGUAUUAAAGGAACGGGAUGUGAAAAUCUAUUGGGGAACAGCCACUACAGGCAAGCCUCAUGUGGCGUACUUUGUACCCAUGUCAAAGAUCGCAGACUUCCUGAAGGCUGGGUGUGAGGUGACCAUCUUGUUUGCUGACCUUCACGCCUACCUUGACAACAUGAAGGCACCAUGGGAACUAUUGAACUUGCGUGUCAUGUACUACGAAGCUGCAAUAAAAGCCAUGCUUAAGUCCAUUGGUGUUCCUCUUGAUAAACUUAAGUUUGUUAAGGGCACUGACUUCCAACUUAGCAAAGAGUACACAUUAGAUGUCUACAGACUGUCGUCACUGGUGACAGAACAUGAUGCCAAGAAAGCUGGGGCAGAGGUAGUGAAACAGGUUGACCACCCCCUGCUUAGUGGACUGCUCUACCCAGGACUGCAGGCUCUUGAUGAGGAAUACCUCAAGGUUGAUGCUCAAUUUGGAGGAGUUGAUCAGCGCAAAAUAUUCACCUUUGCAGAAAAGUACCUUCCACAUCUAGGAUAUGGCAAGAGAAUCCACAUGAUGAAUCCAAUGGUUCCAGGACUCACUGGGACCAAGAUGAGUUCUUCAGACGAAUCAUCCAAGAUUGACCUGCUCGAUUCUCCUGCCCAGCUGAAGAAGAAGUUAAAGUCGGCCUUCUGUGAGCCAGGAAACAUCAAGGAUAAUGGUGUCCUGUCCUUCUGUAAAUUUGUUCUCUUCCCGCUGUCUAAGACUGGAGAAUUCAAGGUUACAAGAUCACCUGAGCAUGGUGGAGACUCACUGUAUUCAUGUUUUGAAGAUCUUGAAGUAGCCUUUGAGAAGGAGGAGGUACACCCUGGUGACCUGAAGGCUGCAGUGGAGAUUUACCUGAAUGAGCUGUUGGAGCCGAUCAGAGCUGAGUUCUCUACUGAUGAGCUCAAGAAGCUGACUGGCAGAGCAUACCCAGUGGAGAAGAAAAAGAAGCCUGGUCAGAAGGGAGCCGCAGGGACAGCUACUGAGGACACGCUGACACCAGACAGACUAGACCUGAGGGUAGGCAAACUUCUUUCGGUGAAAAAACAUCCUGAUGCAGAUUCAUUGUAUGUAGAGUCUGUAGAUCUUGGAGAGGAAGCUCCUCGGACAGUGGUCAGCGGGCUGGCUGGACUUGUACCAAUGGAGGAGCUUGAGGGACGCAUGGGUGUAUUUCUGUGUAAUCUCAAACCACAAAAGAUGCGAGGCAUUGAGUCUCAGGCUAUGCUAAUGUGUGCAAGUGUGGACGAUCCACGAGUUGUAGAGCCCCUUGAUCCACCAGAGGGAAGUGCUACAGGAGAAAAAGUCUUCUUUGAUGGCUAUGAUGGCAAACCAGAUGAGGAACUCAAACCAAAGAAGAAGGUCUGGGAAAAUUUGCAGCCUGAUCUACGAACCAAUGGUGAUUGUGAAGCAGAAUGGCAAGGAAGUACAAUGAAGACAAAACUAGGGAACAUCACUUGUAAAACACUGAAAUCUUCACCAAUUAAAUAAUCCUGUUGACAACCAAAAUCUUAACCAGUUCCUUUGAUAGACUUGGUGCGUACAGUAAUAUUGCCCUUUCAACUUCUUAAAAAUAACCCUAAGAAAUUUGUAAGUAAAUAGUAUGAUAUAUAUGUUAUAAGAUUCAGGAUUUCUUAUUAGCAAGCUUUCAGGUUUUGUUGAAUAUUUGAAGUUGCUGUAGUAAACUUCAGAUUAUUUCCUAUGAUUUAUCAGGGUCUUUAUUUGUAAGGUUGUUCCAAUCUGUAUAGAACAGAUGAGAUACCCAAACUGUUACAACUGUUACAUAAGUUUUGGGUCAAAAAGAACUAUUUUUAAAUUUCAGUUUAUUUCUUUUUUUUUCUGUAAUACUUAAUGUGUGAACAUAGCACAGGUAUGCAUUUUGUAAACAUUAUAUACAUAGCUACAGAUUUUGAAUACUAACAUUUUCAUCAAUAGCAAAAUGGCCCCCUCAUCCAAGUAUCCCCAAGGAUACAACAGAUGACAGGCAUUCUGUGAGCUCUACGCGGAUGUUAAAUUUGACCAAUGUAUUUAUUUCAGGGAGACUUUAAUGCUAUAUCUGACCGCUCCUCAGGACUUAGGUUUAAAAUACCAGAAAAAAUUACCAAACAUUUCAAGUUUUAAGUUAUUUAGGAUGUCUCAGAAAUAGGAGAUAAUGAAAAAAAUUGGUUAUCUGAGUAGUCCAGUCAAUCAUAACCAAGACAGAAACUGGAACUACAUGUAUAUAAAGCCUUCCAAUGUGAUAGUGGCUUCAAGUUAUCAGAGUCAGAUAAGGAAUCUUGACUGUAAUUUAACUGGAACAUUCUAUAGAAAUUUAGGUUUUAAUGCCGAUAUACAUACGAGGCCUCUGGCCAGGCAAUUUAUUUUUUAGACUUUGUUAUGAUAGAUAAAGUCUCAAAAAGUUUAAACCUCAAAAACAGUUUGAAAAGUUGAUUGAUUGAUCAACGCGUGUAGUACCAAACUUGCUAUAUUUAUAUAUCUUGGGAAUGCAGAAUGUCACAAACCAAUUUAAAGUUUCAACGAUAAAUAUUUGCAGAGUUAUUGCCCUUUGUCACCAAAACUUGUUUCUUCUGAAAGUGUUCUUUAAGAUUUCUUUCAAGUAUGUAUGGGAAUGAUAUUUUGACCAUUUUUGCAGAUAAGAUUUACUAUAUUUAUCUGAAAGUUUGCUCACUAAUAUUUGUAACCCUUUCAUAAUACAAGCAUAUACAGGCUUACUUGCAGAUAAAUAUGGUAUAAACUGAUCUACAUUGAAUGUUGGAUACAUGGUUUAAUUAACAUGCGACAUGACAGAGUUAUAUUUCUCACAUAUAAUAUACAGUAUUACUGUACAUUUCUUUGUCUUUAUAUAAUCUGAAAACCAUGCUGUAACGUAAGCAGUGCAUAUGACUAAUAUUGCACCUGUUUAAUGAAGUCAUAUGAAAGCUUAUCUGUAUUAUAAAAUACAUAAAAUCACUGGGGACAUACUUCCUUGCUUCAGGACCAAUGUAUAUAUUGUCCUCAUACACAUUCAAUAACUAUAUAUAUCAAUACGCUUCCAUUGUCUGAUAUUCCAACACUGUGAUAUUAUGUAAAUUAACACACUGCCAUAUCAAUUGAAUGUUUUUAAUACCAGUAACAACCAUCACAUUGAAGUGCACUCUGUAUGAGUUAUUUCUUCUAAGUUCUGUGCACAACAUCGCAAGGUUGUCGAGGGUAAUGUAAAAAUGCUUUCAAUGACUCUGACGGCUUACAAGGAUUGUAACACUCAACUGAAGCUGACUAUUAGGGUCAAACACAUAGCGGGCCCUUUCUGACUUGUCAGUGCUCUAGUUUUAGAUAUAUUAACUGGUGCGAAAUGUGCAUUAUUUUCUCCACUAUCUCUUUAAAUGUUAAUGAAUUGAUGUGAAAAAGUGAGAGAAUGCUGAAUAAAUAAUACAACAAUU